Molecule: messenger RNA, 1744 nt
Organism: Xyrauchen texanus (razorback sucker)
Lineage: Eukaryota; Metazoa; Chordata; Actinopteri; Cypriniformes; Catostomidae
Gene: gnrhr2
Product: gonadotropin releasing hormone receptor 2
Biological process (GO): G protein-coupled receptor signaling pathway
Cellular component (GO): membrane
Molecular function (GO): gonadotropin-releasing hormone receptor activity; peptide binding
Source: RefSeq, a predicted model, not a curated record
AUGGAUAGUCUCAAAGUAGAUGCCGUCAAGAACUGGCCUUGUCCAGGUUCAACCAAAGAACACCAACUGGGCUUUGCUAACUUCUACAGGCAUUUCAUUUGUGACUUCAGCACCAUAGCAGCACCUCUCACUUCUCUUCUCAAACCUAAAACUCUCCAGUGGACUUCUCUGGCCAUAAGGGCCUUCCAGGAUCCUAAAAACUAUGAUAUGGGGAACCAUGAACUUCUGGCCAUGAAGGAUGUGCUUGAGGAAUGGCGCCAUUGGUCAGAUGGUUCCCAACACCCAUUCACCAUCCUCACUGAUCAUCGCAAUCUGGAAUAUUUACGCUCAGCCAAACGACUUAACCCUAGAACAGCACCCAACGGGCUUAAGCACCAGAGACUGAAGUCCACUCAUCACAGCGAAUUUGUUUUUCAGCUGAACUCUACCUGUAACAUUAGGUUUGAUGCCAGUAACUGUAACAUGAGCAGCGCAGAAGAUCUUCCUCGCCUUCCGCGCUUCACCACUGCCGCUCAGAUGCGCGUGACUCUCACCCUCAUCCUGUGCGCGCUAUCCACCUGCUGCAACCUUGCAGUGCUUUACUCUGUCAACCAUAACCACCGAAAACACAGAUCACACGUCCGACUGAUCAUCACUAAUCUGGCGGUAGCGGAUUUACUGGUGACGUUCAUCGUCAUGCCGCUGGAUGCGGUGUGGAAUAUGACGGUGCAGUGGCUCGCGGGAGAUCUCGCGUGCCGGACGCUGAUGUUUCUCAAACUCGUGGCCAUGUACUCGUGCGCUUUCGUGACCGUGGUGAUCAGUCUGGACCGACAGGCUGCCAUUCUGCACCCUCUCUCCAUCAAUAAAGCGAGGAGGAGAAAUAAAGUGAUCUUGAGUGUAGCAUGGACCAUGAGUGUUGUGUUAUCAAUCCCACAGGUGUUUCUUUUCCACGUUGUGGUGAUCGAUUCCCCUGAGCUGUUUAUCCAGUGUACGACCUUCGGCAGCUUUAGCUCACGCUGGCAGGAGACACUUUACAACAUGCUUACCUUCACCUUCCUCUUCCUUUUACCUCUCUUCAUCAUGAUCUCCUGCUACACCAGGAUACUGUUUGAGAUCUCCAAAAAAAUAACAGAAGAUAAACUGUUGUCCAAUCAAAUCCAGCUGCGUAGGUCUAAGAACAACAUCCCUAAGGCACGCAUGCGUACACUGAAGAUGAGUGUGGUCAUUGUCCUGUCAUUCAUGGUGUGUUGGACACCCUACUACAUGCUUGGCUUGUGGUACUGGUUCUGUCCUGCUAGCCUGGAGGAAACGGUGUCUCACAACCUCUCACAUAUGCUUUUUAUCUUUGGUCUGUUAAAUGCUUGUUUGGACCCCAUCAUUUACGGACUCUUUACCAUUCCACUGUGCAGAGGCACAAGGCACCGACGGCAUGACAAUAACAUUGUAACCUUUGAGCUGGAGAACACUAUUAACUCUUUGAUGACGUCCUUUAGAUGCUCUGCCUCCUCUCUCACCGUAAAAAGACUGGCUGUUCAGCACACUUCUAGGGAAAAGCUAGAAUUAGAUGGAGAGCAAAUACACAGGAUUAGAGAUGAUGGGGAGGAAAUAAAAAAUGGUGUGGCAUUUUCAAGGCAUUCAUCCUGUAUGGAGUAAAGGACAGGCAAAAUGAAUUACCUCUUCAACUCUGCGUACCUGCUGGUGGGUCCAAAAGCGGACACUAUGUUGAGAAAUAUGUUUACGCUUAACAUUUUCAAGUCUCCGAAAA